This is a messenger RNA of Diaporthe batatas, 1752 nucleotides long. RefSeq lists its product as uncharacterized. The transcript has a single exon. Bases 1 to 1752 code for a protein of 583 amino acids. Gene Ontology annotation, cellular component: cytosol; intracellular membrane-bounded organelle. Gene Ontology annotation, biological process: glycerophospholipid catabolic process. Gene Ontology annotation, molecular function: A2-type glycerophospholipase activity. Lineage: Eukaryota; Fungi; Ascomycota; Sordariomycetes; Diaporthales; Diaporthaceae. The record is from RefSeq and is a predicted model, not a curated record.
AUGCACUCCUCACUCUCCUUAUACUACCUCUCCCUCGGCCUAGCAGCAGCCGCCACCUCGCCCUACGCCCCGACGACAACGUCCUGCCCCAGCGGGCCCCUGGUCCGCAGCGGAAACACAGACCUCAGCGACAGGGAGGAGGCAUACCGCGUGGCCCGCAAGGAAAAGGCAGACGACGCCCUGGCACAAUGGCUAGACAGGCAGAGCCCGGGCCUCGGCUCAUCUUCCGGCAGCCUGCCCGCCCUCGCGCUCUCCAUCUCGGGCGGCGGGUGGCGCUCGUUCCUCACGGGCGCGGGGGUGAUACAGGCGAUGGACGCGAGGGAGCAAGUCACCAACAAUAACAACAACACCAACACCACCACCACCACCAGCUCCAACAACGCGGCCACGAAAGGCCUCCUCCAGGCCAUGUCCUACCACGUCGGCGUCUCGGGCGGCGGCUGGCUCGUCUCCUCGUGGGCGGGCAACGGCUUCCCGACCGUGACGCAGCUGGCCGGCGACCUGUGGAAGCCCGCCUUCUCGCACGGCCUCGAGGCCCCCGGCGGCUGGGAGGCGGCCAGGGGCGCGUACGCCGACAUCGCGGCCGACGUGCGCGCCAAGGGGGACGCCGGGUACCCGACGUCGCUCAACGACCCGUGGUCGCGGCUGCUGUCGUACCAGCUGCUGCCCGGGGACCGGGGCGGCGCCGCGGUGCGGCUGUCGGACGUGGCGGGGUUUCCCAGCUUUGUGGGGCACGACGCGCCGUUCCCCAUCAUCGACGCCAACGGGGUCGAUACCAAGGCCGGCCGGUGCGGCCCCACCGACAACGGGACGGUGUGGGAGUUCACGCCGUUCGACUUUGGGAGCUGGAGCGACGGCGUCGCGGCGUGGAUCCCCGUCGAAUAUCUCGGGACAGGUGCCAACGACACCAACUGCACCGCGGGCUUCGACAACCUGGGCUUCGUGCUCGGCACGGGGUCGAACCUCUUCGGCAACCAGGCGUGCGUCGAGACCGACGCGUUCGGCGCGGCGGAGAAGGACGUGCUCGACAAGCUCGCGGGCGUCCUGCACGCCGUGGACGAGAAGCUCGACUUCGCGCGCAUCCCGAACCCGUUCAGGGGGCUCGACACCGGCGCGCCGGGGGCCGGCGGCCAGGCGAAGGAGGUGUUCCACCUCGACGAGCUGUACCUCGUCGACGGCGGGCUGGGGCUGCACAACGACCCCGUCCAGCCGCUGCUGGAGCCCGCGCGCAACGUGUCCGUCAUCGUGCUGAGCGACUCCUCCGCCGACGAGGACGACUUCCCCACGGGCGCGAGCCUGGUCGACGCGUCGUGGUACACCAAGAACACGUCGCGCAUCGCGGCGCGGAUGCCCACCAUCCCGCCGCGAGACACAUUCCUCGAGCAGGGGCUGAACAAGCGGGCCGUGUUCUUCGGGUGUGGCGAGCCCGAGGCGGUGACAAUUGUUUACCUGCCUAAUGUUAACUACACGUACCAGAGUAACCUGCCGACUACCAAGUUCCAGUAUGACUUUGACGUCACCGAGGGCAUGAUCGCCAACGGCGGGGCGACGGCGACGCAGGAUGGGGAGGAGGGCUGGGGGCUUUGCCUUGCGUGCGCGGUUAUGAUGAAGGAGGAGGGGGCCAGCUUGCCGGAUGGGUGUGGUGCUUGUUUUGAGAAGUGGUGUUAUAAGCCUGAGAGCACAUUGCCGUCGAAUUCGACUGCGCCUGCAAGUGUGGUAAGGCGGGCGUCGUUGAAGGCGCCCAGGUGGUAA